This is a messenger RNA of Phalacrocorax carbo (great cormorant), 7700 nucleotides long. The record is from RefSeq and is a predicted model, not a curated record. NCBI's taxonomy places the organism in Eukaryota, Metazoa, Chordata, Aves, Suliformes, Phalacrocoracidae.
UAAUCUUUUCUUUCUUUCUGUGCAGCAAUUUGUCUACCCAAUCAGUUCCGAUGUGCAAGUGGACAGUGCAUUCUCCUGAAGCAACAGUGUGACUCCUUUCCAGAUUGCAUUGAUGGUUCUGAUGAACUUAUGUGUGAAAAAACAAAGCCAGCCUCAGAUGAGUCACAGCCACACAGUAGUGCCAUCGGUCCUGUCAUUGGUAUAAUACUGUCACUUUUUGUCAUGGGAGGAAUGUACUUUGUUUGCCAGCGAGUGGUGUGUCAGCGCUAUGCCGGGCCCAAUAGUCCUUUUCCACAUGAGUAUGUCAGUGGCACCCCUCAUGUCCCUCUUAAUUUUAUUGCUCCAGGAAGUUCUCAACAUGGCACUUUCACUGGCAUCUCUUGUGGAAAGUCCAUGAUUAGCUCCAUGAGUCUCAUGGGAGGAAGCAGUGGUGCCCCCUUAUAUGACAGAAACCAUGUUACUGGAGCCUCCUCGAGUAGCUCAUCCAGCACUAAAGCCACUUUCUACCCUCAGAUCUUGAACCCACCUCCUUCCCCAGCUACCGAUCGCUCCCUGUAUAACGCAGAGAUGUUUUAUUCCUCAAACAUUCCUUCAACCACAAGAUCUUACAGGCCAUACCUUAUACGAGGGAUAGCUCCACCCACAACCCCAUGCAGCACAGAUGUCUGUGACAGUGACUAUACUACUAGCCGAUGGAAGACCAACAAAUACUACAUAGAUUUAAAUUCAGACUCAGACCCUUAUCCCCCUCCACCCACACCUCGCAGUCAAUACAUGUCAGCAGAAGAAAGUUGCCCUCCAUCUCCUGCCACGGAACGAAGCUAUUUUCACCUCUAUCCCCCUCCACCCUCUCCUUGUACAGACUCCUCAUGACCUCAACAGAAGGAACUUUUCCUGUAAAUAUUUUAAAAUAUGAACAGAUUUAAAAUAUAUAUUUUAUGAUUUAAAAUCAGGGUGGGAAUUAAAAAAAAGAAAUGUGAAUAAAAAUGGGUGGGAGGGAUGGGGCUGUGAAAAAUUGUACAGAGGAAAAUAUUUAUAAAAUUGAUUUUUUUAACUUAAUUUCCAUUCUUUUGUGCCAUAUUUGCCUUUUUGAAGUCAUGAAAAUGACUCAAUCUCCAAAGGAUUUGGGGAGGGAAUGUUGAGCCUUUUUGCAUUUUUAAGUCACCUUUUUACAUGCAAAGUGUAUGUAAUUAUUUUUACUAAUGUGAGACAAGAAAGCAAAGUGACUUGUGGGAGGAAGAGUCUAAAGAAAGAUGUAAGUUUAUUUGCAGAGAAGAAAAACACAUUUAAACAAAAUUGUCAGUACCUAAUCCCUUCACCACCACUGGGAGAAAACAUGCAAAGAUCUCAACCCUGAGAUGCUCCUGCUUGCAAGUGAGCCAAUGCUUCCCAGCAGAACUCAUAUGCCAAGACCUGGAUUUCAAACAUCCCUCUCCAUUUGCUUAGCAUUGAACUGGAAGAACACUUAAGCCAAACCUUCCAGCAUAACUAGGCCCACAGGUGUCAUGCCCUACCUCGCCACAGUGCCACUCUGCACAUGGCCAAUUCUGGAACUGAUUCGAGCUAAAAAAGAUAACCAGGUCUAAAAAAUCUUCGGUUAGCUCCAGUCAGUUCCCCACCUGGCUGGCUGAGUGGUGGCAGAAGCAGUUGUAUUGGCCUGUGGGUGAGAGCAAGGGGCAAGUUUAAAGUGGUAUUUAAGCUAAGAGAAUGCUUGACAAACUGCAGAUUUGGUCAAACUCACCAUUUUAAUUGUGAUGAAACCAAGCUCUUCAUCCUUCCUUGUGACGCUUUGAUGUCUGUCUGGGAAGAGGCUGUAAUAUUCAGCUGCUUCUCAAGACACAGCACUAGUUCUGUUUUUCCCAAAAGUCCAGUAAUUCACCGUGCCAGGUCUCUGAGAUGUUCACCUGUGUUGACUUGCUCAAAGAAUUGCUUCAUCUCUAAUCUUCAUUUUCCAAAGUGGAAUGAUACGGUCACUUGUAUUCUUUAAAUGAUGAGAGUUGGUUUUUAAUCGGUGUUUGUAGAAAAUGGUAUCUGCAUAGCUCAAAGCAAGAACAUCCACUAUUGAAAUGGUUUGGUCAUAUAUCAUAAAAAAUUGCCACAGAAUUAGCUCAGGUUUAGAAGUAGACAGAAAAAGCACAGGGGAGGAAGGAGAGGAGACAAAUACUUCUCUCUGAUUGUGAUGAAAUAAAAAAUAUAAGCUCAUACAAACUGCUGUAACCUAAGGACAUCAUGAUCAGCAAAAUGCUCAUGUUCCAACUCCUACCAAAAAGACCCUUCAGGAAUGGGGGAUAGAAUCAGUCCCUUUCAAAAUACAGAAGAUAAAAUUUUGAUUUGGUUGCUCUCUUGCUGUAACAAAAAGGACUGGGUAUUGUAUGGCACUUUAUAAAUUCAGCUCUGGUGAUGAUAAUGUGAGUGCCUACGUGGGACAUCUGAGGGAAGUUCUGAAUAUGCAGACUCGCACCUGUUUCAGCAGCUGCUGAAUAACAGAUGUGUUGGGCCUUUGACAGCCGUAAUAUUGGUGGCAACAAUGAAAACUUUUUUCUUGCUUGAACUUAAGUUGUACUUGGUUUUAGGCCUUUUUAGCAAGUUAUUUGAGAACCCUGCAACUCCAGGACAGAGGUCUUCAUGAUGGUGGAGGGGCUGGGACCACAGCGUUCUGAUCCAGUUUGUGUUUUCAGAUCAUUAGUCCAGAUGCGUUCUCCCUGUCUACAUUGUUAAAGGGUAGGAUCUGUGCUGUCACUGGUGUGUUACUAAAACUCUUAAAGUAGCUUUUACUACUUUCAUGUCUAAAUUUUCACUUUGAGCACAAAGAAGAUGCCCACCGUGUUUCGUGGAGAAAAAUACAGAAUUGGAGAAUACAACAUUGGAGUUUAAGAAUGGGUUCUUUCGCCAUCCCCUGUCAACAUUAGUAAUUCUAUAGUAUGCCAAGAAGGACAUGGUCAUAGUUUGUUAUUCUUGGAGUGACUUGGCAGAUCUCUGAACAAGUGUUAAUGAUUUGGUGAAAAAAAUAAUUCUCAUGUGAUCGUGUUUCAGUGAACUAAAUUAGGAAUAUAGAGCCACAGGAUAUUUUAUGUACCCCAUCGAUUAUAUAGAGGAGUACUUGUUCUGCAUUACAGCAGUUGGUAGUCCAAUUUCAUAUCAUAUGCAAACUUGUGCAUGAUAACUAUUCACCAUUUAUAAUGAAUUCCUUAGUUUAGUUGUUCUGUGUUACAGUUCUAGCUGAGAGACAUACUACAUUCAUUUUCCUAUAUUCCUGUGAUGACACUGGAUGCAAAAUUACAUUGAUUUUUUUUUUUCAUUAAACCACUGAUUUUUUUAAAGAGCCACAACUAUAACAAUCCUAACCACUUCAUCUGAAGACUUGUAUCCUAUUACGAAGUUUGGAGUUGAGUUCCAGAAAAUUGGCAGUCUUGCUGAGAGCUAAACUGUCUUAAGAGUCAAAUUCUUUUGGAGCUUAGGUAUUCAGAAGGAAGGAAGGACUUUGCCGAAUGGGGUGAAUUAAGUGUGUACAUUUUGAUUUCAGUUGGACAUUCACAACCUCUUGCUGCUGAUGUUUGCUGAGAAAUUGCUUCUUCCUCUGAGGCACUUGAAGUUUGGUGAUCAGAAUCUAAGCCCUACACUGCUCCAUAAUACUGACUUUAAAAGCCUCUCCUAAAAAGACUUUGUGUAUAAAUUUAGCAUCUUAGCAUUUAAAUACUAUGGUUUGGGGUUUUUUUGAUUGCUGUAGACUAUAUACUUUAAAAGGGUUACUGCUCUCCUGGUGCUAGAAAAGACCAGAAAGAAAAUUUGAGUGACAAGAGCUACUUCUCUCCAGAAAUAUCCUCAGUGUGCUCUUAGUGAUUUCCAUCCUGUGAACUUUCAGGCUUAAACACAGAAAAUAGGUGCUAUUUUCUUCUAGAUCAGGAUGAGGAAAAGAGUUGCAGGGAUUUAGUGAAUGUAUAUGACAAGUUGUGGCAGUUCAGGGCUGAACAGGAAACAAGCAGGGAAGGUUGUAUUUUGGUGAGGUUUAGGCAUAGUUUUAAUAGUGCAGAAGUUUUCUAUGAGAAAACUGGCUGAAAUAUUUUAAGAGCUCUCCCCUGAGAACCUGCAGGGGAAUGCAUGUGAUUGGGCUACCUGUGUGAGUUUGUGAGUACUUGAAUGAGUGUUUUCAAGCACUAUUUUCGAAGCCCAUUAGGACUGCAUAUUAGCACUUGAAACAGCUCAGGGUGUAAAAGAACUGUGUCUGGAGAGCAGCUAGUAAUGGGCAAAUGAUGUGGUUGUUUCUGUGUUGCAUUUAAAGGACAGAUGUCCUAGCAGAGAGCAGCUUACCUGCUUUCCAGUGCAGUCAUGAAAGCAGCUACUUGGGUCGUCUUCUCUUAUGUAGAAUGUGUCCUGUCUGCAGCGUGAAGCUGAAAGGUAAACAGACAAGUCAUGAUCUUUGACAGUGAAGUAUUCUUAAUUUCAGGCAAAAGUUUUGUGUAAACUAUAGCUUGACUUCAGCUAGACUGGUCAGCAGCCACUGCAUGCUGAACUUUGCAGUGGAGGUAAUUAAUUUGGUCAUUAUUGCUAGAUGAUUUUGAGGAAACUUCAUGAGCACUAUCCCAGUUGUCUUACUGGUUCAGUUUUCUUCUUUCUGGACAGAUCUCUUAAAGAGCACUUAGGCUAAGAUUAAGCUAACUCUGUAUGUAUGACAAAUAGUGUUUUCUUCAGGAUAGUGUCAUAGUACAAAAUGCCCCAUGUCUAAAAAUGAGACUGUGCCAUUAUCAGCAUGUUCUGAAGAGGAAGGCAGAAAUGAGUGCAAACAGAUUUCUUCAUUUGGAAUAAUGGGUUUGAUUUUUCAGUUAGAAACCUUGAUCCCUCUGGUUUGCAAAGGGUGCAAGCACUUCCCUAAAAGUUCUGAUUCUUUUCAAAGUAACAACAAAAUGGUCUCUUCCCUCAACACCUCUUUUACACACCUUGGAUGGGCCUUCUGGAAAUCCCCAGGCUCAUUUAUCCUAGAUCUAUUUUCUGCCUGGUAUCUAGAUUAUAUGCUAGAUCUAGGACUCAUCAUGUUCUCCCGAUCUUUAUGCCAACUGGUGCCUCUUGGAUUCUGGGGCUUUUGAAAUUCUGAAGCUCUGCACAGCAGUGAAAAAGGAUUUGGAAGCAGGCACACUCAGUAAGGGCUGAGUGUGUCACACUGGGCUGAUGUGCCAGUCACAAGGACACUCUUCCAUUGCCUGCAGGGUCAGAUCCCUUUGCUAGGGAGAGCUCCUGUGCUUCAUCAGAGCCUCUGGAGCAGGUUAUACUACUUCACAAGUGUGGUCAGUCAAACUUCACAGAAGCUGUGUGUCCUGUUUGCUUCAAGCAUUUUCAGAAGCAGAUCUUUUCUGGUGUCAGUCAUUUUGUUGGGGUAUAUAUUGAGCCAGUCCAAAUGAGUAGCUGUGCUUAUAAUUGUACUACAAGUGAUAUCCAUUAAUGUCAGGAAAUGAAAACAGAAGGCAAGCAUGUUCCCAAUAAUUAAUAACACACAAGAGUGCCUGGCCUGGAGCCCUGAAUUAGAAGUAACAUAUUUGCUGUUACAGUGCUGAAGGACAUUUUAUAAAUGUCCAUGUUUGGACAGAGUCUUAAGACAAGCCACAGUCAAAGAUGACAGUCAUUCACAGAUCAGCUAUUCUGUUGUUUCAAUGUUUUUAUUAUGACACCAUUAUGAACUACGAAUGAAGACCUCAACGUAAAUUUGGCUUGUCUGUCCAAGAUUCAGGGAAGGCUGAAUUUUAAAUUCUGAAAGGUGUCUGCUGUUUAUGCUGCUGUUCUUUUAGGGAUUGCAGCAUUUUCUGGUCAUCAUUAAAUGUAAAAACCCCUUUCUUCAGCUAUUGUAAGCUUAGCUAAACAGGUUAAGGUGUUUACCACAUGUUAAAAGAAAUAUUAAUAUACAUAGAUAUUUUCAAUCCUGUCACGUCAUCUAGCUCUCCUUCCUGAGAGCACUUAUUCUAGUUUUUGUAAAGGGUAUUUUUCUUUAAUUUGUUUAUCUUGAGGUUGGCCAACUAUGUGUGGGCCUUUUCACAUAAGAUUGUACUCCCUGGAGGGAAUAAAGGAAAAAUUGGUUUUAAAUUGUUAAGCCUGCUGAUAGGAAUGAUGGAAACCAGUCUGAUACAAAUGGCUUCUGCAUUCCACACCAAAAUCCUUCAAAAUGCCAUGCCCUGACAUACUGGCAGUGCUCCCAGCCCCCCAUGACAGCAAGCUGCCACAUCCUGGCUGUUCACAGCAUGAACAACAGCCGUGUUGCAGUUGACCUCUGGAGUCAGGGGCUGGGUUCUCUCCAGCCGACACAGAAUCCUGAGGGAUGGAAGACCACAAUGGCAAUUCCUAAGUGGGUCAUUUUAUAUUGACAAAAUAUGUGCAGAGAAUGUGCUUAAAAGGACUUGCCAGAGGAGAAAAGCAAGUUUGACAGCUACAGGAAGUGACAGGCUAAUUCACCGGCAUUCACAUCUUUGAAAAGCAAGUACUCCCACUGAUGCACCUUUCUCUAAAGAAUGGCACUACUCCUGCGACAGCAUUCCCAGGGUUGCUGUGUUUGACAAAGGGAGCAAUAUUCCAGUUUGACUUGUACAGAGAUCCUGCAGUGUAUAAAUAAGUACGAAAGUAUUUUGGUUGCAGCUACAAACACAAUAGUUGUAAAUGGAAUUCAUCAGCGUACUGAGAUAAAACAAGAGCUGUAGAAAACAGGAGGACUGCUUUGCUGUUGUACAUGAAAUUUGGAGGGCAUCAUUAACAAAACUCUCACCCAGACCACUUUCUUCUUUCUUACUUUCCUAAUUGUACUGCAAUCGCUGCUAUUGUAAAUGUACAUGAAUAUACAAAGAGUAUAAAGAAUUUUUAUGAUAAAACCACACACACAAUCUUUUUUAUAUUUAUAUUAAAAUGUGUAUUCUGCAAACAGCCUAAUAAUUACAGCUUUAUAUGUGUAUCAUUUUGUAGCGUUUGUUACUACGAAAGACAACCAAACCCAAUAUUUCAGUGCCUUGCAUAUUUUAAGCAGUCAGCAUAUUUACUGGGGAAAAAAAUUAAGCCUUAAAUCACAAGUGCCCCCAGAAUCAUAUGUAGAUUUUACUCCACUGAUUUUAACAAAGCUUUGUAUCAUUGUUAGGGUUCUCUUCAGUUAGAAUAUGGACAUCCACAAGUUGUGAAACUAACUGAAAGCUGACAACUUCUGAAUUUUUUAGAGCAUGCGUGUCUUGAAUUAGUAAUGUAUUGGAGUUUCUCUCAAAUGCAUUAUUUCACAUGAACUUUGAUUUAUAUAUUCAUAUCUACUUCAACAGAAAUCUCAAUACAUCAAAAAUACGUAACAUUAAAAAAAGAAUGCCAGUAACUGACACUUACAUAUUUGGGGAUUAAAUUGACGUUAUUUUCAGAUUGUCACUACACUACUUUUCAUUAGAGCCAUAAAAUCUUUGUUGUGUUGUAGAAAGUCUUUACCAAUUAUUUUUCCAAGCAUGGCCUUCUAGCAUACAAAUGAACUUGGUAAUACUGUCUUAAGAGUAACUUUGAGGCUUUCAUCACUUCAGACCGUUAAAUGUUAACAAUUUUCUGGUCAUGAAACUGCAAAGUUUCUUUAUGUUAACAAAACCAAAGUCUUGUUUGAAGUAACUGGUAUUUUGUAUAAAUAUCUGUACAGAUAACAGACUCUGCAUUUGUACUAUAGAUUAUGUGGAUUUUGUUUUAUAAUAAAUACUUUUAAAAGA